GGCCGCAGGUGAGUUGCAGCGCAGCGCCCUAGUCUGGCCAGCUCACCUUGCCUGAGCGGCGGCAGUCCCCCCAAGACUCUCGUUUCCCUGCAGGAUGAAGAACCCAAUGCUAGAGGCGGCGUCCCUACUGCUGGAGAAAUUGCUCCUCAUCUCCAACUUCAAGCUCUUCAGUUCGGGCGCCCCGGGUGAAGACAAGGCAAGGAGCACUUGCCAGGAGAUCAACUCCUUCCACCGCGGCGACGUCCUGGAGGUGCCCCGGACCCACCUGACCCAUUAUGGCAUCUACCUGGGCGACAACCGUGUCGCCCACAUGAUGCCCGACAUCCUCUUGGCUCUGACCAAGGACAAGAGGCUCACGCAGAAGGUGGUCUCCAACAAGCGUCUCAUCCUGGGCGUCAUCGGCAGGGUGGCUAGCAUCCGCGUGGACACCGUGGACGACUUCGCCUACGGAGCCGAAAUCCUGGUCAAUCACCUGGAUAAGUCCCUCAAGAAGAAGGCCCUGCUCAACGAAGAGGUGGCUCAGAGAGCGGAGAAGCUGCUGGGCAUCACGCCCUACAGCCUGCUGUGGAACAACUGCGAGCACUUUGUGACUUACUGCAGAUUCGGCACCGGGGUCAGCCCCCAGGCAGACAAGUUUUGUGAGAAUUUGAAGAUAAUUAUUCGUGAUCAGAGAAGUGUUCUUGCUUCGGCACUCUUGGGAUUGGCGGCUAUAAUCUGCCUGGGCAUGGCAUCAUAUACUACUCUUCCUGCUAUUUUUAUUCCAUUCUGCUUAUGGAUGGCUGGCUAACCUCACAUCCUCAUGUCAGUGUGUGUAUUUUGUGUGUAAAUAUGUUUAUAUUUAUAGAGCACAAAUCAGUAUAAGCAUCAUCAAGAAAAAUGUGACCUGAAACAUUGUGUUCUGGAUAAAAAUGUGAUUAAGAAUCACACAAAGCGCUUACUGUGUAAGCCCAAGAACAAGGCUUUCUGAAUCUUCCUCAGGCAGUUCCAUUUUGAAGCUCUGUGCAAAUCUUGGAAACCUGACAGCUGUGAGAGACUUCAUCAUUACAAGAAAACCAGCCUCUAAGAUGAUGGCCACAGGAGAUAGUUUUUUUUUCUCUCUCCUGUAAUCACUGCUCUUCUCAGUUAGGCCAGAAUCUGAAGAUCAGAAGACUUAUUGAAUGAGAUCAUCAACUUUAUUGUAAAUUUAUUCAUUGAAAAACUUAUAUUAAACUGAAAGAAUUUCCCUUGUUCAGAGGAAAACAUGUUUGAUGAUUGGCCUAAAAAGAAAUUCUCAAUCUUUUUUAUGUGUUAUAAUUCCCAAUGAGUCAAGAAUAUUUAAUUACCUGAAACUAUAUUAACAAAAUUAAGGUUUACUGAUAAAAUAACUGACCAGAACUAUGGAAAUCUGUGUUUUCCUGCAGAAAUAGCUACUAUAGCAUCAGUUGAACAAUUUGAUGUAGCUUUACUUAAUAGGAAGCCUAGCAUUCUUCCCCCUCCCCCCUUGACGUGUCACUGUGAUCACUUUAAAUGACUCUAAGAGGUAAAUGGAUAUAGGAUUGCAAUAAUUGGGAUACUUGGAAUGUAUAUGUACCAAUUAAAUAUGCGGAUAUCCACAUACACUCAAACU
Molecule: messenger RNA, 1606 nt
Organism: Eptesicus fuscus (big brown bat)
Lineage: Eukaryota; Metazoa; Chordata; Mammalia; Chiroptera; Vespertilionidae
Gene: LRAT
Product: lecithin retinol acyltransferase
Exons: 2
Coding region: 95-787 (230 amino acids)
Biological process (GO): retinol metabolic process
Molecular function (GO): phosphatidylcholine-retinol O-acyltransferase activity
Source: RefSeq, a predicted model, not a curated record